This is a messenger RNA of Vavraia culicis subsp. floridensis, 408 nucleotides long. RefSeq lists its product as uncharacterized. The transcript has a single exon. The coding region runs from base 1 to 408 and encodes 135 amino acids. The record is from RefSeq and is a predicted model, not a curated record. Lineage: Eukaryota; Fungi; Microsporidia; Pleistophoridae.
AUGGCUUUUACCGUAAAUUAUUUGAACAAGAACAAGGUUUGUGGAAAUUCGUGGAUAGUGAACACCGCCUGCUGCAGAAGUGUUAGUCUUAAGUACAACUUAUCAAACGUACUGCCCUACAUCAACGGGAAUGUUGGCAAGCAUAUAACAUCGCAGUUUCUGUAUGCAGACCUGCAUACGAACAAUGCGUUCAACACAGCACGUAAGUUACUUAUAACAAGAAAUAAACUAACAACACCUAAAUUAUUUCUUUUUACGACGCUCCAUUGCGAACAACGCAUUUGUUACCAUUCCGUACGAAUUUGCAUUUUACCGCAAAAGCGCAGUUGUAAGGAUGCUCGUCCAGUUUUUUAUUUCCCUCUCUACAUAGCGGCACGUCUGUCAUUAUUCGAUGAUAGGCGUAAUUAA